ACCAAUGGCAAAGCGUAAUUGCCCAACACAUUGCGGAGAUAUUAGCAUCCCAUACCCUUUCGGCAUUGGACCUAAUAAAGAUUGUUACUUUGACGAAUGGUUCGAAAUGGUGUGCAACCAGUCUUCUAGUUCGCUUUACUUGAGGCGCGCCCAGUUGGAAGUGCUGAACGUUUAUGCUAAUGGCACGCUUCGAGUUAAAAACCCCAUUGCUUUCUUCUGUGACGGAUACAGAGGUCAGCAACCUGUGAAUUUGAGUGGAAGCCCUUUUGUAUACUCUGGGAGACACAACAAAUUCACAGCAGUGAGUUGUGGCUACCUUGCCUCGGUGAGCUCAGAAAAGUAUCUUGUUGGAGGAUGCAGGUCAAUUUGUGAAGGGACUAGCGUAAGCCCUGAAGAUUGUGAAAUUGGUGUUAACUGUUGCCAGAUUAACAUCCCACCACAUCUCAGUGUUAUCAGUACGGAUAUUGAAGAUGAUGAUAGGAGAGGAAGGGAAGAUACAUGCAACAAUUAUGCAUUCUUGGUUGACCAAGUGUGGUUUAGGAACAAUUUUACGGCAUCCGAUUUUAGUCACAAUAAUGACAGCGUUCCAGUGGUGCUAGUUUGGAGCUUAGGCGUGGACAAUACUUCAGUCGCAGUAUUUCACAGAUUCAUGUCCAAUGAUUCCAGGGCUUAUGAUGACCCUAAACCCUACUGCAAAAUACUAAAUGCCACUUCCACUUACACUCGGCAAAGGCUUGUAUGUUACUGCCCGCCAGGCUUCGAGGGAAAUCCCUAUCUUCGAAACCCUUGUCACGACAUUGAUGAAUGCACAGAUAAAAACAUAUGUGGGCCUUUGGCCCCCCAUUGUAUGAACUAUAAUGGGACGUAUACAUGCUAUAGACACAUAGACGGUGGAAAGACAAAGAUCAAACUGAUUCUUAUAGGUCUUGGUGCGGGUCUUGGACUGUUAUUAUUGCUUACUGGUGGUGCAUGGUUGGGAUACAGAUUCCUAAAGAAACGCCAUACCAUAAAACGCAGGGAGAUGUUUUUCAAGCUAAAAUUAGAAAAAAAAAUUUCGUCAGGUGAAGUUAAUGUUGAGAAAAUCAAGCUAUUCAAAUCAAAGGAGUUGGAGAAGUCCACCGACAAUUUCAAUAUUGAUAGAAUUCUUGGCCAGGGAGGCCAAGGUACAGUUUACAAAGGCAUGCUGACUGAUGGAAGAAUUGUUGCUGUGAAAAAAUCUAAAAGAGUGGACGAAAGCCAAUUUUCAGAUUUCAUUAAUGAGGUUGUGAUUCUUUCACAAAUCAACCACAGAAAUGUCGUUCAACUAUUGGGUUGCUGUUUAGAGACGGAGGUUCCCAUUUUGGUUUAUGAAUUUAUACCUAAUGGAAACCUUUCCCAGUAUAUCCAUGAGCAGAAUGAGGAGUUUCCACUUACAUGGGAAGUUCGCUUACGAAUUGCCGGGGAAAUUGCAGGAGCUCUUUCUUAUUUACAUGUUUCAGCUGCCUUUCCCAUUUAUCACAGAGACAUCAAGUCUACCAACAUACUCUUAGAUGCAAAAUACAGAGCAAAAGUUGCUGAUUUUGGAACUUCAAGAUCAGUUGCCAUCGAUCAAACUCACCUGACCACACUUGUACAUGGCACAUUUGGUUACUUGGAUCCAGAAUACUUCCAAUCAAGCCAAUUUACGAAUAAAAGUGAUGUGUAUAGCUUUGGAGUGGUCCUUGUUGAGCUUCUGACUGGACAAAAACCAAUUUCUUUUAACAAGUCACAAGAAGAGGGCAAAAGUCUUGCCACGUACUUCAUUACUUCGAUGCAGUUAGGUCACCUGUUUGAAAUUCUUGAUGCUCAAGUUGUGAAAGGAGGGUCUAAAGCAGAUAUCAUAGUAGUUGCUAACCUUGCAAGGGGGUGUUUGAAUUUGAGUGGAAAAAAGCGCCCUACAAUGAGAGAGGUCACGGCAGAGCUGGAGGGGAUUCAAAUGUCAGAAAAAACUUCUAAUGGUGGACAAAAUUAUGAAGAGGUUGAAUAUGUUCGAACUGAAUCAAUUGAGCCUUGGGAUAUUGUUUCAAGCUCAACAGGAACAGGGCCAGGUUUGGAUUGUGGUACUUCUUCAUCAUUAAAUGAAAUUCCGCUAUUACCUUUCAAGUCAUGGUGA
Messenger RNA from Prunus avium (sweet cherry), 2131 nucleotides. The record is from RefSeq and is a predicted model, not a curated record. Lineage: Eukaryota; Viridiplantae; Streptophyta; Magnoliopsida; Rosales; Rosaceae.